Molecule: messenger RNA, 798 nt
Organism: Aphanomyces astaci
Lineage: Eukaryota; Oomycota; Saprolegniomycetes; Saprolegniales; Verrucalvaceae
Exons: 3
Coding region: 19-711 (230 amino acids)
Molecular function (GO): protein binding
Source: RefSeq, a predicted model, not a curated record
GUUUGAUCAAGACCCACCAUGUUGUCGCAAUUGUCCCGCAAAGCUGGCCGCGUCGCCGGCGUCCGUGCGCUGUCCACGCAGUCCCCAUAUGUGCUCCCAGCCUUCCCUGUCCUCUUGGAAGACCUGGAGCGAGAUGCCAAGAAGAACAGGUUCAUCAAAGUGAGCAAGCUUACCAAUUUGUUCAAGCGCGUGACUUCCAAGGACGAAUUGAACGCGGCUACGAACGCGUUCAAGGUGUACGAGCGCAAGCACAUUGACCCCAUCGAAACCACUGUGGGUGAGUUCAUCAAGGCAUGCCUGCAGCAUGACGCCGGCGACGUUGCCCUCAACGCCCUCACCAACAACUACCGUCUUGGGUUGUUCUUGACCGCGGGCCCGUUGAACAAGUUGCUCUCGCACUUCUACACCAAGAACGACGACGCCAGCAUCAUUGCUGCCUUCGAGGCCGCCAAGAAGUACGAGAUCAAGCCCAACGCCACGACUUAUCACGCCGUCGUCAGCGCACUAAUCCGAUCAGGCGAACCCGAGAAGGCGGUGGAGUUGGCCCUAGCUGCUUCGGCGAAAGGCGAGAAGAUCUUGGACGAGACCAAGUCCUUGGUUGAAGGUGCCAGGCUUGGGCGCCAAGUAGACGCUGCACCGGAAGCUGACGAAGAAGCAGCUCCUGCCGCCGAAGACGACUCAGAGACCAAAGACAAGCCCACCUUGGCUUAAUUGUAAACUGAAGAAGGUCGUACUCCUCCUUGGAGCGUUGUGUUGUUGCAAGUGGCAUUCAUGUCUCUUUGCCAAUAUGAAGGAGCU